Messenger RNA from Chrysoperla carnea, 1287 nucleotides. Its product is annotated as ornithine decarboxylase 1-like. The transcript is spliced from 5 exons. The record is from RefSeq and is a predicted model, not a curated record. Gene Ontology annotation, molecular function: ornithine decarboxylase activity. NCBI's taxonomy places the organism in Eukaryota, Metazoa, Arthropoda, Insecta, Neuroptera, Chrysopidae. Bases 4 to 1287 code for a protein of 427 amino acids. Gene Ontology annotation, cellular component: cytoplasm.
AAAAUGGACAGCGAAAGUUUGUUAAAUACGAAUGAAAUUAAUAUUGUUCGAGGGAAAUAUCAAAUUGAAGAUGUUUGUCGAAAAAUUGUUAAUAAUUAUCGAAAUAUGGAUGAAUUAUUCGGAGUAAUGGAUUUAAGUGAAGUUGUGCGUAGAUUUUUACGUUUAAAGGAAAUCAUGCCACGAGUUGAACAAUUUUAUGCAAUGAAAUGUAAUCCCAAUGAAAAUAUCUGUAAAGUUUUGGCUGCUGUUGGAUGUAAUUUCGAAUGUGCAUCAACGCAUGAAAUUAAUCGAUUGUUAAAUUUAAAUAUUGAUCAAGAUCGAAUUAUAUUUGCAAAUCCAUCAAAACCAGUAUCACAAGUAGAAUAUGUUGCAAAACAUCAAGUUAUGAAAAUGGUUUUUGAUUCGGAAAUGGAAUUACAUAAAAUCCAUGAAAUUUUUCCAAACGCUGAACUUGUUUUACGUUUUCGAUGUGAUGCAAAAAAAGCGGAUUUUAUGUUGGGCGAAAAAUAUGGAUGCAAUCCAGUUUUAGAUGCUCCAAGAUUAUUAAAAUUAGCUAAAGAAUUACAGUUAAAUGUAAUUGGAGUCUCAUUUCAUGUGGGUUGCGGAUGUAAAGAGCCAGAAGUAUACGGACGUGCAAUAAAAUUUGCUAGAGACAUAUUCAAUUCUGCAUUAGAAAUUGGGUUUUCUAUGAACUUUUUAGAUAUUGGGGGUGGUUUCCCAGGACAUUCUUCUGUAGAUGUUAAACCAAUAACAGAUAUUGUAAACAGUGCAUUAAGUACAUAUUUCCCAGAAGAUAAUGUACGGAUUAUAUCCGAAUUUGGACAGUAUUAUGUAACAGCGGCGUGCACUCUCACUUCAUGUAUUUUGGGAAAACGGAAAAUUCAAGACGAAAUUACUACAGAGAAAAUAAUGUAUUUUAUUAAUGAUUCUGUAAUGCGAAAUUUUAUAAUUUCAUUAUGUGAUGUUUAUGUUCCCACUCCAAGACCAUUAUUUCUGAAUUCUGCAUCAACAAAGCAAUACAAAUCAACAAUCUGGGGUUGCACAAUGGAAUCAAAAGAUAAAAUUCAUGACAACAUUUUAUUACCGGAAUUAAAUUGUGCUGAUUAUAUAAUAUUCGAAAAUAUGGGUGCAUAUUCACAAUCAUGUGAAUCAAUUUUCUGUGGAUAUUCGAAAACUUUGGUUUAUACAAUUGUCGAUGAAUUCACAUAUGAAAUGAUAAAAAAUCAUGAAAUCUUUAAGACGAAUUCAAAUUUGGUUGAAUUUAAAUUAAAUAAUUUAUUUAAUUAG